Stegodyphus dumicola is the source of this 1880-nucleotide messenger RNA. It is a transcript of the gene Tnpo-SR, whose product is annotated as transportin 3. NCBI's taxonomy places the organism in Eukaryota, Metazoa, Arthropoda, Arachnida, Araneae, Eresidae. The record is from RefSeq and is a predicted model, not a curated record. Gene Ontology annotation, cellular component: cytoplasm. Gene Ontology annotation, biological process: protein import into nucleus.
UGGCAGUACUAAAAUUUUCAUAUACUCGUGUGAAAAUGUAUGUAGAAAAUAAACAUGUAAUAUUUUUGCGAUUUAUAUCUAAAUGAGAAUUAAUGUUGCAUCGAAAAGUAUUUUUGAAUGUAUCUAGAAGACUUAAUUUGUUAUUAAGGACGUAAAUAAAUCAUCGAAAAAAGAUGGAUUCACCGCCAACACUACAAGCAGUGUGCCAAGCUAUUUAUACCCUUUAUCAUAAUCCUGAUACUUCAGGAAAAGAAAAAGCUUCACGUUAUUUAGGAGAUCUGCAACGAUCUGUUUAUGCAUGGAAAAUUGCAGAUGAAUUACUUCUACAGAGAGGAGAUCUUGAAUCAUGCUAUUUUGCUGCCCAAACAAUGAGGACAAAGAUACAGUUUUCAUUCCAUGAACUACCAGUAGAAUCCCAUUCUUCAUUACGUGAUUCUUUAUUGAAUCAUAUAAGUCAUGUUACCUCAGAAACUUCACCAGUCAUUCUCACACAGUUGUGCUUGGCGUUAGCUGACCUAGCUCUGCAAAUGGUUGUAUGGAAAACUCCUGUGCAAGACGUAAUUGAAAGGUUUGGAAGCAGUGCACAACACAUUUCAACUCUAUUAGAAAUUCUUACUGUUUUGCCUGAAGAGAUAAAUAGCAGGCAUUUAAGGUUAGGUGCAAACAGAAGAGCUCAAGUCAAUGAAAAUUUUUGCCAAGUUGCUCCUCAAGUUUUACAAUUGUUGAGUUCCUGUGUACAAUCUAUGAGUCAAAAUGACUCCAAACUUUUAAAGAAAAUUUUCCGUUGUUUGGGAAGUUGGUUUACCUUAAAAGGAUUACAAACUGGUGAUCAAUCAUUACCGAUUCUUUUAAAUUGCAUUUUUCAAGUUUUGGUUAAUCCUGAUUCUCCUAAUAGCAUUCAUGAUGCUGCCAGUGAUGCUUUGUGCAGUGCUCUAGUUGUUGUCGAGGAUACUUGUAAUCAUCAAGUUCUUGCUCCAGUAUUAUUUCAAGGUGUAUAUACUCUUGUUGACGCAUACAAUAUAUCAGUUGCCCGUGAAGACACAGAUAAGUCUGUGAAUUAUUGCCGUGUGUUUACUGAGUUAGCAGAAUCUUUCCUGGAUGAAAUGGUCACUUCUCCAAAUGCAGGAUUUGGUAAUUUGCAGACAUUAGAUUUACUGUUGAUAUGUGUAGGUCAUCAUGACUUUGAAGUUGCUGAAAUAACCUUUAAUCUAUGGUAUCGAUUAUCAGAAAUGCUGUAUAAAAGGAAUGAGGAUUCGUUAAACAAUAUAUUUGAGCCUUACAUUCAGCGGUUAAUUGUUGCUCUCUGUCGACAUUGCCAGUUAGAUCCUGAUCAUGAAGGUGUUCCUGAAGAAGGAGAUGAUUUCAGUGAAUUUCGAAGACGGGUAUCUGAUCUAAUCAAAGAUGUUGUCUUUAUAAUUGGCUCUUCAAAAUGUUUCCAACAGAUGUUUGAGAAUUUACGUUGUCAAGGGAAUCUAGCUACAUGGGAUACAACAGAAGCAUCGUUGUUUAUUAUGGGUGCUGUUGCCAAAAGUAUUAUCCCAGAAGAAAACAGAAUUGUUCCUCAAACAGUAGAAGCCAUAUUAAACUUGCCUGAAACUUCUCACUUGGCUGUUCGUUAUACAAGUACCUACCUUUUAGGAGAAUUAUGUGAUUGGAUAGAAAAACAUCCUCAGUAUCUUGAUCCUACAUUGAAUUUUUUGCUUUCUUGUCUUCAAAAGAAGCCAUUAUCAACUGUAGCAGCUACGGCUUUGCAGAAUAUUUGUUCCACUUGCAAAAAACAAAUGGCUGCACAUUUUAAUGGUUUGCUGCAAAUAAUUCAAGCUCUUGAUACGUUUUCUAUUUCCAAUGAGGCAGCUGUUGGUCUUUUGAGAGGUUUGUUU